Molecule: messenger RNA, 1423 nt
Organism: Peromyscus californicus insignis
Lineage: Eukaryota; Metazoa; Chordata; Mammalia; Rodentia; Cricetidae
Product: sodium/potassium/calcium exchanger 5
Exons: 5
Coding region: 183-1229 (348 amino acids)
Biological process (GO): calcium ion transmembrane transport; intracellular calcium ion homeostasis; melanocyte differentiation
Cellular component (GO): membrane
Molecular function (GO): calcium, potassium:sodium antiporter activity; calcium channel activity
Source: RefSeq, a predicted model, not a curated record
UUAUUCAAUUUAUUUAACCCACAAAUAUCUUUUAUUAAUCAAAUUUUUAAGUCAGUACAGGUUUAGAACAAUUUUUCUUUAAAUUCAUUUUUCUCUAUGUAAAACAUAACAACCUUUUCCCACAAAUAUACAAGCAAUUUCGGUAUUAUACUAAGCAUUGUUCUUGAAUGACUUAGGCUGUAAUGCAGACAGUAAAUCAAACCACCCUUUUCCAGGUUUCAACACUCUCAUGCUGGCCCCUGUUCCGAGACUGUGCAGUGUACGCAGUUAGUGUAGGAGCGGUUUUUGGCAUAAUAUUUGACAACCAAGUUUACUGGUAUGAAGGAGCGCUGCUGCUGCUCAUUUACGGGCUCUAUGUUUUACUGCUGUGUUUCGACACUAAGAUCAGCCGAUAUGUCAUGGAGAAAUGCAGUCCCUGCUGCCCCUGCCUUGCCGGAGUUCUGGAGAGAAGUGAGCAGCAGACACUGCUGGGAUGGGAAGAUGAGAGCCAGCUCUUCACUCGCCGCCAAUCAAGGACAGACAGUGGAAUAUUUCAGGAAGACUCUGGUCACUCCCAACUUUCUCUAGGUUUACACGGUCUUAGUGAUAUUUCUGAAGAUCCACCAAGUAUUUUCAGCAUGCCUGAAGCAGACUUAAAAAGAAUUUUUUGGGUACUCUCUCUUCCUAUUAUUACAUUACUUUUUCUGACAACACCAGAUUGCAGAAGAAAGUUUUGGAAAAAAUACUUUGUGAUAACCUUUUUCAUGUCUGCACUAUGGAUAUCUGCAUUUACAUACAUCCUGGUUUGGAUGGUCACAGUAACAGGGGAACUACUAGGAAUCCCAGACACGGUAAUGGGUCUUACUUUAUUGGCAGCAGGUACAAGCAUACCAGACACAGUCACCAGCGUGUUAGUUGCAAGAAAAGGUAAAGGAGACAUGGCUAUAUCUAACAUCGUGGGAUCCAAUGUGUUUGAUAUGCUAUGCCUAGGUCUUCCCUGGUUUAUUAAGACUGCAUUUACCAAUGCAUCUGCUCCUGUGGAAGUGAAUAGCAAGGGCCUCACUUAUAUAACCAUCUCUCUCAACACUUCAAUUAUUUUUUUGUUCUUAGCAGUUCAUUUUAAUGGCUGGAAACUAGACCGAAAGUUGGGGGUGGUCUGCCUAGUGUUAUACUUAGGACUUGCUACCUUAUCAGUUCUUUAUGAACUUGGAAUUAUUGGAAGUAACAGAAUAAGGGGCUGUGGAGUUUGAUACUUUUAAUAGUGUUAUGUGGGAAAGGUGGAAAUGGUAGAGGGACAAAAAAGGAAAUAAACAAAACAAACAAAAAAGAAAAACCAGGUCUUCAUUUAGGUCAAAUAAGAAACAUCCUCAACUUUAGAAUAUAAUACUUAAUUACUAUUCUUUAUAAGCAGAGAAAAGUAAUUUAAACCAAACCAAAAUCAUAU